AUGGUUGAUAUAAGAAAAAAACCUAUUUGGCUUGAUUGUGAUCCUGGACAUGAUGAUGCAUUUGCUAUUAUCCUAGCUGCAUAUCAUCCAUCACUUGAAUUAAUUGGUAUUUCAACUGUUGUUGGAAAUCAAACACUUGAUCGAACAACACAAAAUGCAUAUAAAGUUGCUUAUAUAGCUGGUCUUCCAAAUAAUAUUCCAAUAAUACGUGGUUGUGAAGAAGCACUUUGUCGAAAACAGAUAAAGUUUUCUGAAGUUCAUGGGCAAACAGGUUUAGAUGGAACUGAUAUUCCAGAACAUCCAGAGUACAAAACAUUAAUUAAACAACAAGAUGAAAAUUAUCUAUGGAAUAUUUAUCAAAAAAUUGUUGAUGUUGGUAGACCAGUAACAUUAAUUGCUACUGGAUCAUUGACUAACAUUGCUUUGCUAUUGAAAGUUUUCCCUCAAAUAAAAAAUUCUUUAUCAGAAAUUGUUCUCAUCGGCGGCUGUAUUGGCCUUGGAAAUAUGACGCCUAGUGCAGAAUUCAACUUUAUGAGUGAUCCUGAUGCAGCUCAUAUUGUUUUUACAUCUCCUCAUGUUCCACGUCUUGUUAUGAUACCAUUAGAGUUAACACAUACUGUUUGUGUAACUCCAAAUGUUAGUGAACGUUUACGUUCCUUAGCUACUCCGUUUUCAUCAAUUCUCGAUCAUUUACUUCAUUUUUUUGCUGCGACUUAUAAACAAGUAUUUCAAUUUGAUUCACCACCCUUA
This is a messenger RNA of Rotaria sp. Silwood2, 750 nucleotides long. Lineage: Eukaryota; Metazoa; Rotifera; Eurotatoria; Philodinida; Philodinidae. The record is from the annotation of a GenBank genome assembly.